Messenger RNA from Nematocida minor, 933 nucleotides. RefSeq names its product replication factor C subunit 2/4. The transcript has a single exon. Gene Ontology annotation, biological process: DNA-templated DNA replication; DNA repair. Lineage: Eukaryota; Fungi; Microsporidia. The record is from RefSeq and is a predicted model, not a curated record. The coding region runs from base 1 to 933 and encodes 310 amino acids. Gene Ontology annotation, molecular function: ATP hydrolysis activity; DNA clamp loader activity; ATP binding. Gene Ontology annotation, cellular component: DNA replication factor C complex; nucleus.
AUGAACAGCAUUCCAUGGAUUGAGAAGUAUCGGCCCAAGAGCCUGGAUGAAAUAGUUGGAAACCAGGCAGUGAUCGAUGUGUUCAAGAUAUUCUCGCAGGACGAGAACAUGCCGCACAUAAUCAUCGCAGGAACUCCGGGGAUAGGAAAAACAACGGUGGCCAAUGCCUUGCUAAACCACAUCUUCAAAGACCGCCCAGAAACAAAGAAAGAGUCCGUGCUAGAGCUGAAUGCAUCUGAUGAAAGAGGAGUGGACGUGGUAAGAAUAAAGAUAAAGGGAUUCCUGCAGAAGAAGCUAACGAACGACAGAUUUCUUAUUCUUGAUGAGUCUGACUCAAUGACCACGCAGGCACAGCAGUCGAUGAGAAGAUUACUGGAAAAGCACCAAAGCGCAAAAUUCAUAUUUAUAUGCAACGACAUCACUAAGAUCUCUGACACAAUUCAGAGCAGAUGCGCUAUUCUUAGACUGUCCAAGCUCUCUACCUCGGACAUAGAGACAAUAAUCAAAAGAACAGCCGAAGCAGAAGGACUGAGCAUCAGCGAUAGAUCGGUCAGAAGCAUCGCAGAAACAGCGGAAGGUGAUGCUAGACAGGGGCUAAACCUGCUGCAGACAGUAGCAGCGAUUUCUAAGGACAUCGAUGUAGAGAUCGUCCAAAGAAUGAGCCACAUUCCCCCCAUAGAAACAAUCCAGAAAAUAUUCUCAAAAGAAGUCCGGCAGAAGGACGCCAUUUCUUUAUUGGAUGGACUGUUUGAAGACGGAUAUUCAUCUGAAGAUAUUUCCAAGAUAAUAUUUAAACUGGGAAAAGAUACGGGAGAAGUAGACCUACUCGACAGAGCAUCCAAUCUUCUGAUGAAGCUGUCCGACUCCUCAUCAAAGAUACACUUCUAUGCAGCAGUGAUGGGAUACAAAAAGAGAGCGUCAGUGUGUAGUUAG